AUGAUAGAUCCUCGUUCGAUGCCUGUUGUGUCCGCCAUGUCUAUUCAGAACGCAAUGCUUUAUGACGACGGAGAAUCUCAUCGGCACAGGUCCUCAUCUUGGUCGUUGCGUCGUAUGACAAAUGGAUUAUCAAGAAUCGAGCCGAGAUAUUCCCUACAGUAUCAGACUGAUGAGAACAGCUUCCUACUUCGCUUGAGGAUCGUAGGAGCAUUCUCGUUGGCUAAAAAAGAUAUAUUUGGUGCUAGCGACCCCUAUGUACGCGUGGAGUUGCAGAAAGUCGACGGGGAUGUCACCAUUGAAACGUUUGUCACGAAAACCAAGAAAAAGACGUUGAACCCGACAUGGAAUCAGGAGUUUGUAUUUCGGGUUAAACCUCAAGAGCAUAAACUCCUCAUACAAGUGUUCGACGAGAAUCGUCUCACUCGGGACGACUUCUUAGGCAUGGUCGAGAUUCCCCUUGCUACCAUGAUGACCGAGUCGGCGGCGAGCCCCCGUCCCAACGUCGUUAAGUACCCCUUGCGUCCGCGCAGGUCUGUUGCUCGAUCUCGGGUCCGCGGCCACAUCGAGGUGUACCACGCGCUGGUCGGGCGGGUCGGGGAGACGGAUGAGCCAGCGCCCAAUGAGGAGUGGGAGAUGGUGGAACCAGCACCACAAGUGGGGACUGUUCAACCGACUAUCGGAGGGGAUGCUCUCCCGCCCGGCUGGGAGGAGAGACAAGACGCGAACGGAAGAACAUACUAUGUCAAUCACAUCGAAAGAUCCACACAAUGGGAGAGGCCCACGUUUACUCGUAUGCAAAGUACCGAGUCCCAAGCCGAGCGGAUGGAAACGGCCGUGACGGAGUUCCAGCGCCGGUUCCACAUUUCCGCUGAUGAAGAGCACGCCUCCAGCCCCGCAUCCUCACAGAAUCAUCAGGACAAUAUAAGCAAUAGAAGUGGUGAAACUAACUCGACGGAACCCACGCCGUUUUCAACACCGAUCCGGUCGCCGGCACCGGUACAAAUCCCAGAUCCAGGGGAAGCACCGUCAUAUAGUAUUAGUGAUGAAACCGACUGUGAUAAUAAUUUAAGAAACAAGACUCCACAGGAAGAGGAUGAUGUUGUAUGCGCCAAUCAACUUCAUGACGUUCAGAAUGACAAUGAAAAUGGCGGUCGGAAUGACGCGAAUACUAGUCUAACUAAUGAAAAUGAUGAACAAACUGAGAUAACGAAUGAAGAUAGCGAAGCUACUGACAAUACUAAUGAAGUGACAAUACCAGACGAUGGGAUUGCCAAUAGUAAUACGGCAGAAUCAAAUGUAAUAAACACUGUCACAGACAGUGAGACGACUACUACAAAUGAAACUGUAGCAACGUCUGAAAAUAAUUCUGAAAACAUUGAAAACGCUGCUGAAAGCAUAGAAAGUGACACAGCCAGAAGUUCAAAUGUUCCUGUGAAUGACUCAAAUGUUUCCGAGGAUGAUGUUAUUGUUGCUGAAAAUGAUGAAGUCGUCCCAGUAACAAAUAUAGUUGAAGUUCGGAACGUAGAAUUGGUGACUGAAGACCUAACGUUUGACGAGAAUCAUUUUAGUACGCCUACGGCAGGAACCCCUGAUCGUUCACCGAUGACCAGGAGACGGAGGACCACAGCUAGUUCUUUGGAUGAGUCAGAGGAUGAGACGGAUGGUUCUUCUGAGAGUACACAUAGCAGCAGCGCCAGCAGUACACAGAGUCAAAACUUACCCAAUAGUGAUGGUCUACCACCUGGCUGGAGUAUGCAAAAAGCACCCAACGGCAGGAUUUUCUUCAUCGAUCAUAACCAGAAAACUACUACAUGGAUAGAUCCCAGGACUGGUUGCGCAUCUAGUUUGCCCACAACCGGUCCAACUGCUGGAGGGGUAGAAGCUGAUGAACUGGGAGCGUUGCCUGAGGGGUGGGAGGAGCGAGUGCAUAGUGAUGGCAGAAUCUUCUUUAUUGAUCAUAACACCCGCACGACACAAUGGGAGGACCCGCGAUUAUCCAACCCACAGAUCGCUGGGCCGGCGGUGCCUUACUCGCGCGAUUAUAAACGCAAAUACGAAUACCUCAAGAGUCAACUUCGCAAACCGAGCAAUGUGCCAAACAAAUUCGAAAUAAAAGUGCGGCGUAACUCCAUAUUGGAAGAUUCGUACCGCAUCAUCAGUUCUGUCAGUAGACUGGACUUGCUCAAGACGAAGUUGUGGGUUGAGUUCGAGUCGGAAGUUGGACUUGAUUAUGGUGGUUUGGCCCGAGAAUGGUUCUUCCUCCUAUCCAAGGAGAUGUUCAACCCUUACUACGGCCUGUUCGAGUACUCUGCCAUGGACAACUACACGCUCCAGAUCAAUCCCAACAGCGGGUUGUGCAACGAGGAGCAUCUCAGCUAUUUCAAGUUCAUUGGCAGAGUGGCUGGCAUGGCCGUGUACCAUGGGAAGCUGUUGGAUGCUUUCUUCAUCCGUCCCUUCUACAAGAUGAUGUUAUCAAAACCCAUAGAGCUACAAGACAUGGAGUCGGUCGAUCUCGAAUACUACAAUUCACUCAUGUGGAUUAAGGAGAACGACCCUUCGGAUUUGGACCUAACGUUCGCGUUGGACGAGGAACAGUUCGGUAAGACAAUACCACGAGAGUUGAAGGCCGGUGGAGCCAACGUGCCCGUAGACAACGAGAACAAAGACGAAUAUAUCAAGCUGGUGAUCCAGUGGCGGUUCGUAAAGCGCGUGGAGGAGCAGAUGUUCGCGUUCCUGGACGGGCUGAGCGCGCUGGUGCCGCUGUCGUUGCUCAAGAUCUUCGACGAGCACGAGCUGGAGCUGCUGCUGUGCGGCAUCCAGCACAUCGACGUGCGCGACUGGCGCGCCAACUCGCUCUACAAGGGCGACUACCACGCCAACCACAUCGUCGUGCAGUGGUUCUGGAGGGUGGUCCUGUCGUUCUCGAACGAGAUGCGCUCCCGCUUGCUUCAGUUCGUGACGGGCACCUCCAGGGUACCCAUGAACGGAUUCAAGGAGCUGUACGGGAGCAAUGGACCACAACUGUUCACCAUUGAGAAGUGGGGCUCACCUGAUAACUAUCCCAGAGCUCAUACAUGUUUCAACCGCAUCGACCUCCCCCCAUACGAGAGCUACCAGCAACUUCGCGAGAAGCUCAUCAAAGCCAUAGAGGGGUCCCAGGGCUUCGCCGGCGUCGACUGA
Messenger RNA from Arctia plantaginis, 3180 nucleotides. The record is from the annotation of a GenBank genome assembly. NCBI's taxonomy places the organism in Eukaryota, Metazoa, Arthropoda, Insecta, Lepidoptera, Erebidae.